UGAGGAUGCUAGUUUACACUAUGCUAUCGCAUCUGAAGAAACCAUUAUUCCUGACCCCUCACCCGAAAUAGAACAUAGCCGGACAAAAUCCGAAGAAUUGGAGAUUCAAUGCUCUGCAUCACCCUCUGCAACCUCUUUACUGGAAGAUGAUACAUCUAAACAAAUGCCAGAAGAUGCAUCUGAUAUAUAUGAUAUCACUUCAAAUACCGGC
Messenger RNA from Acaulospora colombiana, 211 nucleotides. The record is from the annotation of a GenBank genome assembly. NCBI's taxonomy places the organism in Eukaryota, Fungi, Glomeromycota, Glomeromycetes, Diversisporales, Acaulosporaceae.